Myotis lucifugus (little brown bat) is the source of this 1972-nucleotide messenger RNA. RefSeq names its product LIM homeobox 6 (gene LHX6). NCBI's taxonomy places the organism in Eukaryota, Metazoa, Chordata, Mammalia, Chiroptera, Vespertilionidae. The transcript has 10 exons. Gene Ontology annotation, cellular component: nucleus. The record is from RefSeq and is a predicted model, not a curated record. The coding region runs from base 42 to 1133 and encodes 363 amino acids. Gene Ontology annotation, molecular function: RNA polymerase II transcription regulatory region sequence-specific DNA binding; DNA-binding transcription factor activity, RNA polymerase II-specific. Gene Ontology annotation, biological process: neuron differentiation; forebrain neuron development; regulation of transcription by RNA polymerase II.
CUCUUAUCUUGGGCAUUCACGACAAUUUCUAAUUGCAGGUGAUGGCCCAGCCAGGGUCCGGCUGCAAAGCGACCGCCCGCUGCCUGGAAGGCACCGCUCCGCCCGCCAUGGCUCAGUCGGACGCCGACGCCCUGGCAGGCGCUCUGGACAAGGACGAGGGUCGGGCCUCCCCCUGUACACCCAGCACGCCGUCGGUCUGCUCACCGCCCUCUGCCGCCUCUUCCGUGCCGUCCGCCGGCAAGAACAUCUGCUCCAGCUGCGGCCUGGAGAUCCUGGACCGGUAUCUGCUCAAGGUCAACAACCUCAUCUGGCACGUGCGGUGCCUCGAGUGCUCCGUGUGCCGCACGUCGCUGCGACAGCAGAACAGCUGCUACAUCAAGAACAAGGAGAUCUUCUGCAAGAUGGACUACUUCAGCCGAUUUGGGACCAAGUGCGCACGCUGUGGCCGGCAGAUCUACGCCAGCGACUGGGUGCGGCGGGCCCGCGGCAACGCCUACCAUCUGGCCUGCUUCGCCUGCUUCUCGUGCAAGCGCCAGCUGUCCACGGGCGAGGAAUUUGGUCUGGUUGAGGAGAAGGUGCUGUGCCGAAUCCACUACGACACCAUGAUCGAGAAUCUCAAGAGGGCCGCAGAGAACGGGAACGGCCUCACGCUGGAGGGGGCAGUGCCCUCGGAGCAGGACAGCCAGCCCAAGCCGGCCAAGAGAGCGCGGACAUCCUUCACCGCGGAGCAGCUGCAGGUUAUGCAGGCACAGUUCGCGCAGGACAACAACCCCGACGCACAGACGCUGCAGAAGCUGGCGGACCUGACCGGCCUCAGCCGGAGGUCAUCCAAGGUGUGGUUUCAAAACUGCCGGGCGCGUCAUAAAAAACACACGCCGCAGCACCCAGUGCCGCCCUCCGGGGCGCCGCCGUCCCGCCUCCCUUCCGCCCUAUCCGACGACAUCCACUACUCCCCCUUCAGCAGCCCCGAGCGGGCGCGCAUGGUCACCCUGCACGGCUACAUCGAGAGUCAGGUACAGUGCGGGCAGGUGCACUGCCGGCUGCCUUACACCGCGCCCCCCGUCCACCUCAAAGCCGACAUGGAUGGGCCGCUCUCCAACCGGGGUGAGAAGGUCAUCCUUUUCCAGUACUGACGCUCCCUGCACUUGCGCAUCUGUCCAUGGGCACCCCACAGCUGUCCCUCAGCCGCUGAAAUGCAGUGUCCGAGCGCUGCCAGGAAUCCACCCACCUCUGCAUCCACCCCUCAUCUGCCGUCCCGCCUGCCACCAGCUGGGCCUGUGGGCCUGGCUGUCCCCUCUCCUGCUGAGAACCAGAACCCGCCAGGAGCACCGCGGAGUCCUCCUCUUGGAAGGCAGAGCUCCCUGAAAUUUGGAAUCAGGGUGAAAACAACAGCCCAGUUUUUCCAUUUAGACAGGACUCAUCUUCAACUGAAGCUGAUUAAAACAGCAAAAGGCCGGAUUGAAUUGUGCAACGCCAACAGCCUUCUAAUUUACAGGUUUUCUUUCCUCCCAUGUUGGCCUUUACUCACUACUUCCUUGGAACCGUCUCUGAAUUCUGAAAGCCGAAAACCCCCAGUGUUAUCCACUCUGUUGCUUUUGUCUGGAAAACUCUACAGUGUCUGUGGGAUGUCCCCAAAGGAAAGCAUAUGUUCUAAUUUUAUCAUUUCCAUCUGUCUGCUUAUGUCAAGUUAAAGAGAGAAAAGAGAACACUGACCAACCCUGAGAGGCCCAGAAGGGCAGAGAUGGAGGCCUGCCCAGACCAGGAGGUGGGGGAUAGGCAGGGGCCGGGAGGCAUAAAGGCACCCAUUGGUUUGGAGCUUGAGGAGAAGGAUGUGGCACAUCGGGCUGGGAGAGGAGAGAGAAAACUCGGGGUAUAAGUGGGAGACCCUCUUCCUACCUAGUUAUCCAGCACAUAUGUAUACAGAUGACAUAGCAGACGUGGUGUUUGAACUAUGUGACGACAUUUCCAAACG